AAAAAAUUGUACUUAUGAAAAAUUCUCCAAAGAGUUUUUUUUUAUAAGAUUUGCGGGGUACAAGUUAAAAUAAUUUUUAUAAUAAUUAAAAAUAAAAAAUCUCACAGUUUUAAUAUACUUAUUUGAAAAAGUUUUUUGCAAAUUUUUACACUUAUCUUCUAGGUAUUUAUGAUGGCACAGUAUUAUCAACUUGUGCCAAGCGUAUCACCUAGUGAUGAUAUUAAACGGAUAUUUACAAAUUUAGACAACGUUCAAUUGGUUCAAAUAGAAGAUCAAUCGAACUCACAAUUUAUAAUUCCUCAAGAUGAAUCUUCCUAUGUUUUAAAUGAUGGCACUAAUCAAGUACAGCAAUUAGUAUAUCAACAAACUCCACCACAACAAAAGCAAACAAUAGCUACAACGCAACAACAAACAUACGAUCCUUCUUCUUAUCUUAUCCAAGAUAAUCAUGAAAGUGUAGUUACAAGUCAACAUCAUCAAAUGCAGCAAACGCAGCAUUCGCAGCAAGGAUCUUUGGGACAAGACAAUACCCAGCAAAUUUAUUACCAAACUGAUUCAAAUCAGAUAGUUCAAACUAAUCAAAUCAUGCAACAUGCACAACAGCCUCAACAAGUUAUAUAUCAAACGGUGCAGCCCCAAUCAAACCCUCAACCAACACAACAACAGCAAAUUUUGUUACAUAAAUCUCCAGACGGACGUAUUAGACAUAUUCAGACUCCGCAAGUAAUGAUGACUGGCUCACCCAUCAAUCACACUGGGCAAAUCGAACAACAACAGCAACACGUAAUUCUACAAAAUCAAGGAAAUACACAGGUUCUUGUGCAAUCCCCAAUUUCACAACAACAACAGACCCAGUCCCAACAUACUACUCCAAUGGUGGCAGUAAGACCACAGCACAGACUUUUUUACAAGAGCCCACAAGUUCAACUCAUAAGUUACCCAACAUCUGAAGAAUCUACCCAACCAUCGCACUUGCAGACUCACGUACAACAUUCUCCACAAAGAUAUGUUCAACAUCAAACUCAGCCUCAACGAAUUUUAACUCAACAAGGUGCACAGCAACACCAACAACAUCAGCCUCAGCAACAAACGCACAUUAUGUCUCCACCUACAACGCCAAGCAAUCAGCAAAACAAAGUAUUUCAUCAAGUGCAAACUCAACAAAAACCGGCAAAUCAAAUGGUGCCUCAAUUAGGAUCAGUACAACAAUCACCACCAAGACUUUUAACCCCUGGAAACAUGACUUCAAAUAUAAGGUUGGCUCAACAUAAUCGUCUUUUGUUAAAUACCAAUAACAUAAGGCUCAGCAACCCCACUGGAAUAAGAAACCAGAGUCCCAGGGGUUAUGUGAGAACUAAUACCGCAAACAAUACUGUGACAUCGCCAAUUUUGACUCCUAACAUAAUAUCUUCACCAAGAGUAACACGCCCUCGAGCUAGUACUCCUGGUACACGUGGAAGCAGAGGUGGCCGUGGAGCUAAAAAUAUAACUACAGGACAAGUUCGAAUGGUAUCAAAUGCAGUCACUGGUACUCUACAACAAAGACAGACUACAAUCAGAAAUAUAAAUCCAAAUAUUUCCAACAACCAAUUUUUACCAGUAACAACAACUGUUAAAACAUAUUUAACCGACUCAACUGGUCAAAUUCAGUUGCAACAAACAGGAGGUCAACAAAGACUUUUAACUUAUUCAGAUGGCUCUCAACAAAAGUUAAUAACUAACUCAACAAACAAUUCUGUUCAACUGCAAACACCAAACAAAGGCCGUACUCUGAGUUCUACAAAUAAGUCCUCAUCCCAAACACAAAUGUCUUCUCAAUCUGAUGAUAUUGAAGAUUCCAUACAACCAAUAUUUCUUUCGAAAUCGGAUGUGAAAGCUGACACUGAUGAAAUUGAAACAGAUGACGCAAAUUUACAGUUUGAUUCCAAUAAUAUAAGCUCAUACAAUCAAUCAGAAGAUGAUAAAAAAUCUAACAUAGGAACAAAUACAAUGAAUCUGAUAGAGGACAAACAAAGAAUUAAAAUUGGGGGAAGGGGUUUUGUUCCUCCUAAUAGAAAUAAUCAGCAAAAUAUUCCAGUAAACCGAGUCCAACCUAUGCCUCAACAGCAAUCUGUGCAACCUCAACCGAAGCCACAAACCGAUCCCGGCCAUGUAAUUCAAACACAAGAAAUUAUUCAAAACCGAAUUCAAAAUCAAAAUCAGCAAGAUCAUUCGGUAGACGGCAUAGAAAAAGGAAAUGCUAGAAUGCUCGUUAUCCUAGCUUCUGGUGAACAACGUUUAAUUACAUUUACUUUACCCCGCGACUCGUGUACUGUUCAAGAGCUGCUUGAGCAAGUAAACGUACCAUUUGACAGUUCCACUGUCAUACAGUGUGUGUCAAGUAAAGGAGCAAAUAUUGAUUACGUUGUAACUGUUGGAAUACCAUUACCACCGCCAGAAUCUCGGGCAGAGUGGAUACAGAACGCAGAAGCAAGUUUAAUGUUAAACAAAACGGAUACUAGCUCAAGCCAACAGCAACAACAGCAAACACAACAACCCACUCAACAAGCAUCACAACAAACACAAAAAAGUUUAAACGAUAGCGAUAAGCUUGAAGACAUAAUACCAACAAAAUAUAUACCGGGUUUCUAUGCUGUUUGUAAGUCAUGCGGAAAUUGUAGUUUAGAUCACGCUAAGUGUGACCGAUGUAAAAGAGUAUUCGUAGAAGAACCAAAACGAUAUCCUUUUGGAGCUAAAACUGAAAAAGUCACACAAAAUCCACAUGCUCAGAUGAGUAUAGAAAAACGUGCGACUUUAACUUCAGAGAUGAUGGGUAGAGCGACUAAGACUUUGGCAACUUUAACUUCCGGCCGUGGACGUGGCAACUCUCUGACUGUAACACAAAGAGGAAGAGGAAGAGGGGGCCUGAGGGCCGCUAACCGUCAAACUGAAGCAGCCCCCGUUAUUUUGACAUUAAGCAGUGACGAUGAAGAGCAAGAUGAUGACAAAACCUUAAAUCAAAAAAUGGAAGGGAACGACAAUUUGACAACAAAUUUAAUUCCUCUACAAUGUGAGCCUGUAAUUCCAGAUGUGGAAAAUGAACCUAACGAUACUGUGAGAGAAAAUGUGGCUGAUCUUAGCAAUUCAGCUGAUAAAAUGUGCACAAUUUUAACUUGUAAGGUAAUCCGAAUUGGUUCUCACAAAUUUCAACCAAAAGAAAAGGUUACUAUUACAAGUAAGGGCGUAAGAGUUAUUGCGCCGAGUUGCAGCAACCCAGAAGAUAAUAUAUGCCUCGAUAUAAUGCAUCAAGAAAUUGUUAAAGUUAUAGCGCAUUUAUCCAAAAAUUUAGCUGUACUGUUUUUGUACACACUACCCAGAUGUGGAGCAUACAUCAGAGAAAGUUUAGAUAUGAAAGCUAAAAAUGCUCUUUCAGAAACACCUUACUACAAUCCAACAGAUCGAGCUGAACCUUACAAAAGAAUUGUGAUUCAAAUAGAAAAUUUGCAUGAAGAAUCACGAUCAAUAAUAAGGUCUAUAUUUCCAACUACAGUUCUAGAAUUUGUUGGUCUAGACGAUGCGAAAGAAUUACUGAGCAGAUCUAGUUCUAAGGAUAAAGCAGUCAAAGUUGAAUCUUCGGGAUCCAUACUGAAAUUGGAAAAUGACCAAAAUAUUCGACAAAUCUUAAUUUAUCCACCAGGAAAGGGAGGAAUUUCUAUAAAUACCGAAGAUUAUAUGUGUUUAGCGAUUGAUCAGUAUUUAAAUGACGUUAUCAUUGAUUUUUAUAUGAAAUAUGUUCAUCUUCAUCUACCAAAAGAGCAGCAAGAUAAAACUCAUAUUUUUAGCACAUUUUUUUAUAAACGCUUAACCACAAUGACAAAUCGUCAACGACAAAGCAAGGAGGAUGCCAAACUAACAGCAGCACAAAAAAGACAUGCGAGAGUUGCUAGUUGGACAAAAAAUGUUAAUUUAUUUGAAAAAGACUUUAUUAUAAUUCCAAUCAAUGAGCAAUCUCAUUGGUUCUUAGCAAUAAUUUGCUUUCCUAAAUUAAAAGGACCCGUUUCUUACGAUACGUUGCAACCUGUUUCAACUGAAGGAAUAACAAAAAAGAAAAAAGCCCACACAGAAAGAAAAAUCUCUCUACAAAUAGGAAAUACAACCAUUACUCCUUUGAGUAAAAGGGAAUAUGAAGCCGUAACAGUUGGUGAUGAUGAUAGCGAAAGGGAUGAGGCCGAAGGUGACGAAAGUGAUUUGGCAUCAGAUGACUCUGAUUUUGAAAAUGGUACUAACGGAAGUGCGAAUAAUCAAGUUCAAACAUCUCAAUCACAGGCUAUUAAACAGCCGAUGAUUUUAAUAUUUGAUUCAUUAGCUGGUGCUUCGCGCAACCGCGUUGUUGCUACCCUCCGUGACUAUUUGACUUGUGAAUACAAAGCGAAAUGUAAAGAUACACCAUACGUAUAUCAUAAACUUAAUAUGCCAGGCUGUAGUGUUAAAGUUCCACAACAAAAUAACUUUACCGACUGCGGAUUAUUUGUUUUACAAUACACUGAAUCAUUUUUGAAGGAUCCAAUCAAGGAUUAUAAAAUUCCUAUAAAACAGUUGGUAAAUUGGUUUGAAAAUAUCACUGUAACAAAGAAAAGGGAAGAUAUUGCAAUCCUUCUAAAAGAAUUAGUAUCAAAACAACAUCCAGAAAGAUUACCAUUACCUGAAAUACAGUUACCUACACAAGAUGGAAAGCUUAUUGAAUAUACUGAAGGUGAAGCUGAAUUUGAAGAAGAUGAGAUGGAUGAAGAGCUUGAUGAGGAGGAAGAAGAGGAAGUUCCUGCAGCAACUAUAAGCCCCAGUGAAAUCAACAAUUCCAAAAUUAGUGCUAAUAUUACACCUAAACCACAAAUCUUGUUUAAGCGUAGUAUAAAUGAGGUCAACGCUGGAAAAUCACAAGAAUCGGUUAUGCGGAAACAGAUUAGAUUAGAAGAACAAAAUAAUUUAAAUUCAAAUAGUGUAAAUAUUGGAAAUAAGAGUAACAUAAUUUUAAAUAUAAAUAAUACAAAUACAUCUGUUCCCCCAUAAAUUAUAAAAUUUCAUCAUUAAGUAGUAGCAUUAUAUAAUAGGGUUAAUUGUAAAACAAUCAAAUUUGAAUUGAUUUAGUUUUUUAUUACUAUUAUUAUUUUUAUAAUGUUUAUAUAAAAUGUUUCUUGUAUUUUAAUUCUAUAA
Condylostylus longicornis is the source of this 5190-nucleotide messenger RNA. RefSeq lists its product as uncharacterized. The transcript is spliced from 11 exons. Gene Ontology annotation, cellular component: nucleus; cytoplasm. Lineage: Eukaryota; Metazoa; Arthropoda; Insecta; Diptera; Dolichopodidae. Gene Ontology annotation, biological process: protein desumoylation. The coding region runs from base 169 to 5046 and encodes 1625 amino acids. Gene Ontology annotation, molecular function: SUMO-specific endopeptidase activity. The record is from RefSeq and is a predicted model, not a curated record.